AUGACGUUAGACGUUGAUAGACCAUCCCCAACUAGUGGGACGAAGGUCAGUCGUAGCUCCCGAAAUCCACAACAAUCCGUAGCUCGCCGAUCAAGAAUGAACAGUAACGAAUCCAAAAGCAGUACGGGAUCCAUGAAGUCCCACAACAGCCGUUCUCUGACCCAGGUGGCGCAUCUCCAUCCGGGGUCUGCACCUGCUUCUCGAACAGGAUCAUUCAGAGAUCGUCCUCGUUCUGGGGAACCUCCACGUUGCUCGCCUUCACGCCUCUUUUCGAUCUUCAACAGUAUUGAAGGUAAAACCAACAACCAAAACAUGCAUUCAUAUGAAUGUUCCAUUAACAAUAUCGAGCGAAUAAAUGACACUGCAUCUCUGGGACCUAGACAAAACUCUAUGCCAAGUGUUACUGAAACCUCACUUCGAGUGCCCAGUUCAGAUGAUGUAAAAGACAACAGGAUGAGAAGGGUCAGAUCGUUCAAAACUACACCCAAAGGAAUAGUGGUCAACAGAGGAGAUUCUUUCAAGAAGAAAAACACACAUACAGCUGUAUCCACAGGCAGUGCAAUAACUGAUUCUCGGCCACGGAAGGCUUAUGUGAGACAGCACCAGUCUAGCAUGAACAACGAAGACUUCGACUCAGAGCCGCCUAUAAUUCCGACAUACUACCGGGUCAUCAUGAUGGGGGCUGCCGGAUGUGGGAAGACAUCGAUGACUCAGCAGUUCAUGACCUCUGACUAUGUAGGAGAUAAUGAUGAUCACAACGAGACCCACGAACACACUGUAGCAGUCCUGCUAGACGGCGAAGAGUCAACAAUACAGUUUAUAGAUCCGCCCAGCAGAAACGUAAUAUUAGAGGGCCUGGAGCAGCUUCUCGAUGCCUACGUGGUGGUGUUUGCCAUCAACGACCACGCCUCGUUCGAGUGCGCCAAAGACUUGGUCCGGUAUCUCAGAGUCGAUCAUGGCACUGACAGAGUUAUUGUUCUUGUGGCCAAUAAGAUUGAUCUUGUCAGGAAACGGAAGGUCGGUGCUGAAG
This is a messenger RNA of Candidula unifasciata, 1030 nucleotides long. NCBI's taxonomy places the organism in Eukaryota, Metazoa, Mollusca, Gastropoda, Stylommatophora, Geomitridae. The record is from the annotation of a GenBank genome assembly.